AUGAAACACAAUCCAAUCAUGGAUCCUUCUCCAUCCAAGUGUUGUUGUGGCAACAAUAUUUCAUCCACACCCAUUCAACCCAAGAAAGCAUUUGCAAGUAUUGAAACAAGAACUUCCGAAUCCAACUCGGAAGAAGAAAUGCAUCGAAAUGAUGGCAUCCCUAUGAAUAGUAUAGCAGCUUCAUCGUCUCAGUGCACUCGACAAUCAUCACCACCAUCAUCUUUAAAACCACCCCCUCGAAUACUCUUAGAUGAAAGUGAUGAUAACUUUUCAUGGGUACCUCAACAACCUGUGACCUCAACAACGACCUUUUCACCUAAAAAAACUCAACACCACUCGAAUUCAACUGCUCAUCCAACUUCCCCUACUAGUACUACUAACACUAUACUCAAUUCUAAUCUUUCCCCUUUAAAACUUUCCAAUCAGAAACAUAAAUCUCAAAACAAUGUCAUGACGACGAAUUGCUCCUCCUCCUCCUCGUAUCAUCACACCUCCAUUCUCAAUACCACCUUGUCCAAUGAUAUUAGUGCAAGAAUGAAUGAAAAAACAACGAAUAACAACAACAACAACAACACGGAUGGUACUAUCACUCAUCCUUCCCAUAUACCUAGAUCUCCUGCCAGUAAAGAAAAGAGAAGAAAAAUUAAAAGUGCUCCAGCCUCUGUGAAACGAAAUAGUGGCAAUGAAAGAAAUUCUUCUCGUGGAAUAUUUUCAGCGAUUAAGGAAUUACUGACCAUGUGUAAGGGUCGCUCGAAUCAUGUACAACCCAAUAAUUCGAGUAUGAUCGAAGGUGAUACGACAAUGACAUCAGAGCCUAAAGAAACCUCUCAUGACACCAAUAAUGAAAAGAAAGAAGACUCAGUGAAUAAUACGAAUCAACAUACACAGACAGUUCCAGCAAAUCAUCGAACCGAUAGCUCCUCGGGACUAUUUCACAGAACAGAAUCCAAUCAUUCUGGUGAUAGCUCAGUAGUACAAUUACAUGACUCAUCAAUGAAUCCAUUUGAAAAACAAUCCGAAAAAACCGAAGUGGAAGUUUUCGAUUCCAAUCAACCACCCAGUUCUCCUAGUAAGGUCAACAACAGAAAAGCAAGAUGUGGAGCUCAUGCAUCGAGUUCAGAUUUCAUUCGAUCCUCUGCACAGCCAGUUCCUCUGUAUUUCUUUGUGUUAAAUGGUCAACAACAACAACAACAACAGCCACAAGGCUCUUCAUCGUCAUUCUCGCCCAAGAAAGCAAUCGCUGAUAAUCUCCUUUAUGAUCUUACACCUCCAACAACGACUGGAACAACAAACGAAACGACGGAAUAA
This is a messenger RNA of Naegleria lovaniensis, 1308 nucleotides long. RefSeq lists its product as uncharacterized. The coding region runs from base 1 to 1308 and encodes 435 amino acids. NCBI's taxonomy places the organism in Eukaryota, Heterolobosea, Eutetramitea, Acrasida, Naegleriidae. The record is from RefSeq and is a predicted model, not a curated record. The transcript has a single exon.